Molecule: messenger RNA, 2226 nt
Organism: Sphaeroforma arctica JP610
Lineage: Eukaryota; Ichthyosporea; Ichthyophonida
Exons: 5
Source: RefSeq, a predicted model, not a curated record
ACAGCCGCCGGUAAAACCUCCCACACGGAAACUAGCCACUACAGCAAAACUCGAUGCGCCUGUUGCCGUUAAGCCCAAAAAGAUGACUAAAGCGGAAGAAGAACGGCUACGACAGGCUAGGCGAGCGGAGAAACACAGGAUCCAGAAAGAGCGCAUCCAGCAACGACUAUUGCAUGGGAACGACACAGGAGUCAGUAGAACACACAGAGUCGACGGCCGCCCGCGGAAAAAGCCUUCGUACGAGUCUGACUCGGACGAUAGCAAACCGCUAUUGACCGGUCGCUCCAAAGCGGGACACGGGCAUGUCAAGCCAGGGGGAAAGAUUGGCCGAAGUGCGAAUAGCAGCGCAUAUAUGCAUGCCAGACCACCCCAGGCAACUGGCGGGGUCAAGGUACCACCGAAGAAGAAGAAACGGACAAUUACAGAGGAAUCCCGAGACAAACGGCACAGGGAUGCAGAUAGGGAUACGGAGAAGGAUAGUGAAAGGCGGAGAUCAAAAGAACGGGCUGAAGUGGGGUCUAAAGAGGGGUCUCGAGAGAGGAAGCGAGACAAGCAUAUCACCACUCUUUAUGACUUGAUUGACGCAUUGGAUUACGAAAAUGAGGAGAAAAAGGUCAAUUUCAAGCACAAGCGGGCGUUGAUCGAAGAGGUGGUCCAGCGCAGAAAUGCUGCAGAAAAGGAGAUACUCAGACUCAGGGACAAUCCAACAGCCGAGAUGCUUGCGCCUACUUGGCCCAAGUGCCCGGCGUGCAACAAACCCGCCAAAGCAGCCAAGUUUGUCUACUGCUCAGACGCGUGUUUGCAUCAACACGGGUUUGCGAGAGAAUGGAGCGCGUUCAUGCAACGAAUGUCUGAGGCUCGCACAAAAGCCUUAGAGACAGAGGAAGAACUCUCGGCCGAAGAGGGUAGCCCAGGGGAGGGGUCUAUUGCAGAGCAGACUAGUGGGAAUGAUCAAACAGUGAACGACGAGGGCAUGAUCAAACAGGAGCCGGUGCGGGCUAUUAGCGAGGAGACGACUGUGGAUCCAGUGUCUGAGAGUAACAUCGGGACUCAACUGGCCAGUGCUGUGCAGCAAGACACGGAGACGGGACCACCCAACACUACGAAUACACCGGAAGCAAGCGCAACCACAGAGACAACCCAAUACACCAGCACCAGCACAUCCACCAGCAUGGACACCGACUCGACCACGCAGGCGAGCCAAGAACAACUUACGUCAGGUGAUGGAAAUAAACCGAAUGAUGCACUGGCAAACCCCAUUCAUGCUGCUACCGCCGCAAGCGCGAGCACCGCGCAGAGUGGGCCUGAUAAUGGUACACAGACGUCACUCAAUGCGCAGAGCUCCCCUAGCGGGCUGCCUAUAGCUUUGGGUGCUGGACAUGGCUCACCCAAUAAAUUUGCGACGAACGGCAGGCAAUUUGCUACCGGUGGUGCGGAAGGCGCGCAGUACAAUCCACAUGGUUCGUCGGGUAGUGCAGAUUUUGCGACUGCUAACGGGCAAUUUGCGACACGUAGCUCACAGCGUGAGCACGUGCCAAACAAUGCACCCAUUAAUUCCAAUAGCGCCCUUUACGCACAUCAGAAUGUGACCUCUGCUUCUUCAGCUCAGGGGAUGAUCGAACCAAACGGUGCAAAUUUCAUACCAGGAAACAAGGUUCCGUACAGGCCAGUUAAUGAAGUAGCAUCCGUGCCACCGGCAUACUACGGAGCACCUGUCCAGCCAGGCGGUGGGUGGAGUAGUCCAGCCCAGAUGUAUGGAGGCCACAUUAGGCCUAUGUCAGCGGCAUAUAUGGGGUCUCCCACGGCAGUACCUACUGCUACACCAACACCUUACGGAAUGUACCAACAACACGUGCAAGGAUCAUCUCAGCCCUUGCGUGGUAUCCCCUAUGCGGGCCAAGCAACACCCCAAACUGGAAUGGUGUACCCACAGCACUCUCCAACACGUCCUGUCCAGUACAUGUCGCAAAUGAAGGGCCACGCAGCGCAGCCAAAUCCGCAACAGCAAACAGGGAUUCCUGUGUUACCCCACGCGCAGUCCAGGAUGACCACACCUUCUGGGUCCGUCGUUAAUGGCCCGAGCGGGGGAGAGAUGGGAAAUCACCAUCUGCAUCAGCGUCCGCAACCACAGCCGUAACUGUGCUUUCGGCUGUGUAAACGGUGGAAUAUCUGUUCAUGAACUGACGUAUUGAGAUAAGAUUUUAUUCUGAAUAAAGAUAUCAACGC